CACUUCGUUCGUUGCACUUCGAAUUUCAAAAUGUUGAAAAACAAGUUUUAAAUGUUGUAACAACAGCAAGUAGAAAAAUGCUACUUGAUUAAUAUGAUCGCGUGAUGCACGUUGUGCCGUAAAUAAGUGAAAAUGGAAAUAAAUAAUCUAUUUCAUAAAUGUAGGCUGUGUUUAAAAAUCGGAGAUUUUUGUUCGAUAUUUGAGAAAGAUGAUACGAUUCGAUUAUCGGAAAUGGUUAUGUCUUUUGCUAAUGUUCAGAUUCAUGAGGGUGAUGGUUUAUCAGACCGUGUUUGUACAUCUUGCAUUGAAAACUUAAGCACUGCCUACUUGUUUAAACUUCAGUGUGAAAGAAUUGACGAUUUAAUGCGAAAGUUUCCUGAUAUGCAAAUCGAUAAACCUGCUGUUUCCGAUUAUAAUGACCUAUACAAUCAAGAGCUUCACAUGCACACUGAGUACAUAAAAGAAGAAAAUAAUGAAAAUUUAUUGAAAGCGGGAAGGGCUGAGAGACAAUUGAGUCCUUGCUAUGAGACUAGUGAUGAAACUGAUAGUGACAUAGACUCUAUUAAAUGUGUUUAUUGCAGUCAGUCCUAUAACAAUUACGGUGCACACACCUGCCAUGUUACAUGCACCAUUGAGCACAAUCAGUUUCAAAAUUCAAGCAGCAAUGAAACUCUUGUAGCUGCAGAUGUUACACCAACAAAAACUUCACUAUCUACAUCACCAUCACCCAUAACAAACUUUCCGGAAUAUGUUAAUGUUUCUUGUGUACUCUGCGAUGAAAAGUAUGACCAAUAUGGGAAUUAUGUGAACCAUUUAAACAAAUGCACAAAUAAUGUUAAACUUCAUCAUUUUGUUUGUCCUGUCUGUCAUGAGAUGUUCUCUAAUAAAUUUGGAUAUUUAGAGCACUUGAAAAUACUUCAUUUCAAAGUGGAUGAUACAUUGAGCGAUGCUGGCACAGACUGUGUUGAUUUUGCUCCAAUGAUUGUAAAAACCAGAAAGCCUAAAGCUGUUCGUCGACAAAUAGGUUGGUCCGUUGAAGACAUCUACCAAGAGAUAGAAUGUCAAAAAAUUGAACAGAAACCAACGCCAAUAUCUAACAGUCCCAUAAAAAAUUUCUUUUCCAAAUUGGGAAAUGAGUCUUUCAGUCGGCAAAGUACUCCUAAAAAGGUAAGCUUCCGCAAAUUCAUUGAAAAUGGUAAAGCAAAGACAUCAGUGUAUCUACCAUUUAAGAAGUAUAUACAAAACUACAAGCUGAAGAAAAAGGUCACUAAUUAUAGUCCAAUAAAUUCAAAAACUCAAGUGACAAGCAAAAUUCAAGCAUGUCUUCCAGAAGAGAUAUCAGAUAGUGACUAUGCAUCUCCAAGUGGAACAUCUGAAGAUUCGUGGAAAAUGAAACAAAAUUUAAUAUGUGCAUGUGACAAAAAGAUCUUCAUGCUCUCUGAACAAAUACAUGAUCGUGAUAGAAUCGUGGCUAUGAUAAACGAAUUGGGAGGAGUUGUUGCAGAAAAUACAAAAAUGGAGAUGCUGUCAACACAUUUUAUUUCAGUGUUGCCAAAUGAUACAUUUACUGGGAUGAUGGUCUGUUCGCUCGCUACAGGGAAAUGGUUACUUCAUAUAAGUUUCAUAUAUGAUAGUUUUCGAUGCAAAAAAUUCCUACAGGAAAAUAUGUAUGAAUGGAUGCGGCAACCCAAAAUAGUGGAAAUAGACAACACAAGCUUGGAAGUAGCAAAGGCAGCCGUGUACUGGCAUUUGGAGUUGCAGACGAACCACGCAAAGUUUCCAUUCGAAGGGAAGCAGAUUGUUCUUAUAAUGAAGAAAAAAUACAGACAGUACUAUCAAAUGAUAUUCAAAACUCUUAAAGCGAAACCUGUCACGUAUGAUCCAAGGACACCUGGCAGCUGUUGUUCCGCGGAAUACUGCUUCGUCGAUAUGAAAAUAAUAGAAAGAGUGAAGCUGCGUUUCUUCUUUCACCACAAUGUUCCAGUUUUCCCAUAUCAAUAUAUAUUAGUUUAUUUACUAAAGAGGGGUCGAGUUGAUGACGAACAUAAAUAUUUGUUACAAGACUGUAAUAAGAUAAAGGACAAGAAUUUUUAUCUUAAUAAUACAUAUUAGCACGAUUCGUAUCUUAAGAUUAUAAAAAAAAUUAUCUUACUUAUAUUUUUAUGAAUUAAAAUCAAUUUUAUUUUUGUUUAAUGGCUUGGG
This is a messenger RNA of Nymphalis io (European peacock), 2202 nucleotides long. RefSeq lists its product as uncharacterized. Gene Ontology annotation, cellular component: nucleus. The coding region runs from base 133 to 2112 and encodes 659 amino acids. NCBI's taxonomy places the organism in Eukaryota, Metazoa, Arthropoda, Insecta, Lepidoptera, Nymphalidae. The transcript is spliced from 8 exons. Gene Ontology annotation, biological process: positive regulation of double-strand break repair. Gene Ontology annotation, molecular function: zinc ion binding. The record is from RefSeq and is a predicted model, not a curated record.